ACGCUUGGAGAUGAAGCAACAGGACAAGAUAAAGGAGAUGGAAAGGAAGAAACAGGAAAACAAGAAAAAUAAAGUUGAAACCAUGAAUCGCAAGAAAAUGCUUCGCAAGGCAUACAGGAGCAGGGCAAAGAAAAGAAAAGCAACCUUUGAGAGUGACAAUGAAGACUCACCCAGCCUCUAUGACUCGGAGAAUAACCUUUCUGAGGACUCGGCACCAGAGCAGCCAAACCAAGUUGUCAAGGUGGAAGUGAACCCAAGACCAAGACUUAGAGGGCGGCAGCCAAAGAGGCGAAACUCCUUGGUGAUCAGUGAAGUGACUGUUACAAUGGAAACUGUGAAAUAUGACAAGCCAGCAGAACAGACAAUAGAAGAAUCUGAAGCAUCUCAAAAAAGCAAACCACCCUCCCCAGGGGCAGGAGAACCCAUCAAGGGUGAUGACCACAAUCCUCAGGAGGACCCACAACAAAGCAGGUUGCCAGAGUGCAUCACCCUGGAGAUGGGUGAUGAACAUGUUUCCAGGGAAGAACAGAGAGAUGAAGAUGAAAUGACCAUGCUCGAGUACUAUGAUCCUGUGAAUGAAGGACUGCCGGAAAGCAACAUUAUUGAGAGCAUAAUCUCGGAUAAUGAUGAAACCAACCCAGAUAUCAACCAGAUGGAUGACUUGGAGGACAAUGUUCCCAGCAGGAAUGAGGCCAGGUCUGGUGAUGAGGAUGGGGGUGCCUUGAGUGGCGAGACCACCACUGUUCUGGAACCUUAUACCCCUGCAGUAGAACCUGCAGCAGAACCAGCAUGUGAGGACGACAACCAGAAGAUGUGGCACUUCCCCAUCUCAGCCAUCCAGACUCUGGAGGACGGCCAGCAGGUCAUCCCUGUGCCCACCCCCAAUGGGCAUUAUAGUGUGCCAGUGCCAAUACUGCCCCCAGGCACCUCCAAUGUGGUGGUGGUGGCCACGAACAUGCCAGACUGCCCCGGGGAACACAUUUAUCAUGUUUACGUUGUGUCUCCUCUUGAGGCUGUGGACUCUUCCUAGUGCAGCAUCACCGCCUCAGGGGCAGGGUGGGGGUGGCGUGCAGCUCAGCUCAAUCCCACACCAUCACCAAGUAUUGCAGAGGCGCUGCUGUACAGAUCUGGUGAUGAAUUCAAAAUGUGAUAUUAAAACAUAAGUAUUUUUACUUUGUAUAGAGAAGCAAGCUUUGCCUAGCUAGCAAUAUCAAAUGUAAUAUUGUAUAAAAGGAGCAUGUUUAAAAGUAAAGUAAUUAAUGUUUUAAAACUUAAGCUGCCAUAUUUUAUUUAUUGUAGUCUCAGGUAAGUAUGGGUUGGUGUUACAAUGAGAGGGUGCAAAGACUUACAGAAGAGAAAAUCAAUGAAGAACAAGGAGGCUUCAGGAAGGGAAGGGGAUGUGUAGAUCAGAUAUUUGCCUUCGGGAUGGUAGUAGAAAAAAUAUUAGCAAAAGGAAAGAAACUAUACGCUGCCUUCAUUGAUUUGGAAAAAGCUUAUGACAGAGUCGAUUGGAUUGCAUUGUGGGAUGUUUUAAAGAUAUAUGGUGUGGGAGGAAAACUGCUUAGUGCAAUAAAGUCUUUCUAUGAGGAUGCAUCUGCAUGUGUCAAAAUUAGUGGAGAAACAAGUGAACAUUUUGAAAUAAAAGUGGGCUCAUGGGCUUAAGGCAGGGGUGUGUCAUGUCACCAUGGUUGUUCAAUAUUUAUAUGGAUGGUGUUUUUAGAGAAAUGAAGGGGGAAGUUGGAGUAAAAAUGUACGCUGAGGGACGGAAGUCGGUGCUGAAUUAAAUCUUAUUUGCUGAUGACAGUGCUCAUUGCAGAAAAUGAAAGUGACUAACAAAAUUUGGUCAGUGUUUUUGAUAGUGUAUGCAAAAGGAGAAAGCUGAAAGUAAAUGUCAACAAAAGUAAAGUGAUGCUUGUGAGCAGAGUAGAAGUGAGGUUGUGGAUUUUGUAUGCCCAUAUAGAGUGGGAAUUGAAUGUGAAAAAAAUGCAAAAUAAUUUUGAAUAGUGAAGAAAUGGAGGAGGUCAGUGGGUUUAAGUACCUUGGAUCAGUUAUGUGUAAACAUGGUGGUAUGGAGGGAGAGAUAAGAGAAAGGGCAUUGCGAGGAAGAAGGGUGGUAGGGUCUUUGGGACGAAUCAUGAAUGGCAGAAGUGUGAGCAUGGAGGUAAAGAGGGAUUUGAGAAAUACAAUAAUAGUACCAACCCUCACAUAUGCAAGUGAAAUGUGGGCCUGGAAUGAAAGUCAGGUCUAGAGUGCAGGCAGUGGAAAUGAGUUAUUUGAGGAGUGCUUGUGGUGUGAGUAGAAUGGAUGGAAUGAGUAAUGAAAGUGUGUAUGAGCGUUUUGGAAUGUGUCACGAGGGUGAAAGGAAGAAGUGUGGAGUGGUGGAAGAGGUGAAGCGACAGACUUUAUGUAUGCAAGUGAGAUAGAGGGAGGGAAUGUUAGAGGACUACCUCCAGUGAAAUGGAGAGAGAGGGUGCAAGACUACGUUAGGGAGAGGGGGGAAAAGAUCCUUGAGAAACUUUAAGCAGGCAAGGAAGGAGUGUCUGGAUAGAGAAAGUUGGAAACUCUUAUUUCUUGGCCAUCACCUGGUGUAGUUCCUAGGAGCAGGCGUCGAUGAAAUGAUGAUAAAUGGUGUUACAAUGGUAUGAGUGUUACUCACAUUCAGGACCAAGUUUUCCUUUCAGGCAUGCUGAAGGGUUUGCCAACUUCUUGCCCCACUGGAAGUCUCAAGUACUUAUUGAAGCUAGUCACUUUUUAAUGGGAAGUCCUUGAGUUUUAUUUGCAGACCACACAGCCUGAAAGGAAGAGUAUAUUGUGAGAACAGUUUGGUUUGGGGGGAUUUGGAGAAUAAGUACUCUGGAAUCAUUUUGUAUAUUAACCGAUACAACAUAUGUAUUGACAUGUAGUGCUGACUGUGCAUACAGAAGUAAUAUAUGUUAUUGACAUGU
Eriocheir sinensis (Chinese mitten crab) is the source of this 2945-nucleotide messenger RNA. RefSeq lists its product as uncharacterized. The transcript is spliced from 4 exons. The coding region runs from base 11 to 1030 and encodes 339 amino acids. The record is from RefSeq and is a predicted model, not a curated record. Lineage: Eukaryota; Metazoa; Arthropoda; Malacostraca; Decapoda; Varunidae.